Messenger RNA from Pseudopodoces humilis (Tibetan ground-tit), 3590 nucleotides. The record is from RefSeq and is a predicted model, not a curated record. NCBI's taxonomy places the organism in Eukaryota, Metazoa, Chordata, Aves, Passeriformes, Paridae.
GCUCUCGCCGCAGCAGCAGCCGUCGUUCCAAGGGAGGAGGCAUUACCCUGGCCGAAGGCACGGCUUUCUCUCCAUGCUUCUCUAGAGGUGUUCAGAUGGGAUUAAAGUCCACAUGGAGAUAUGGAAAUGGACCAGGAAUUUACUCUAAAAAGAUGGUCAGCUGGGAUUCGGGUUGCCUUAUCUGCCUGGUGGUGGUCACCAUGGCUGGACUUUCCCUGGCUCGACCUUCAUUUAAUUUAGUUGUUGAAGACACCACGGUGGAACCCGAAGAGCCGCCAACCAAAUACCAAAUCUCUCAGCCAGAUGUUUACUCAGCACUUCCAGGAGAGCCGCUUGAGUUGCGCUGUCAAUUGAGAGACGCCGUCAUGAUCAGUUGGACUAAGGAUGGGCUCCCUUUGGGGCCUGACAAUAGGACAGUGAUUAUUGGGGAGUACUUACAAAUUAAGGAUGCCACAGCCAGAGAUUCGGGCCUCUAUGCUUGCACUGCUGUUAGGACCCUAGACAGUGAUACUCUGUACUUCAUUGUAAAUGUUACAGAUGCUCUUUCCUCUGGGGAUGAUGAAGAUGACAAUGAUGGGUCUGAGGACUUUGUGAAUGACAGCAACCAGAUGAGGGCGCCUUACUGGACACACACGGACAAAAUGGAGAAGAGGCUCCACGCCGUGCCGGCCGCCAACACCGUCAAGUUCCGCUGCCCGGCCAUGGGGAACCCAACACCGACCAUGCGGUGGCUGAAAAACGGGAAGGAGUUCAAGCAGGAGCAUCGCAUCGGCGGGUACAAGGUCCGUAACCAGCACUGGAGCCUCAUCAUGGAGAGCGUGGUGCCGUCGGACAAGGGGAACUACACGUGCAUAGUGGAGAACCAGUACGGCUCCAUCAACCACACCUACCACCUCGAUGUGGUUGAGCGCUCCCCGCACCGGCCCAUCCUGCAGGCGGGGCUCCCCGCCAACGCCUCCGCCGUGGUCGGCGGCGACGUCGAGUUUGUCUGCAAGGUGUACAGCGAUGCCCAGCCCCACAUCCAGUGGAUAAAGCACGUGGAGAAGAACGGCAGUAAAUACGGGCCAGAUGGGCUGCCCUAUCUCCAGGUUUUAAAGGCUGCCGGUGUUAACACCACGGACAAAGAAAUUGAGGUUCUCUAUAUACGGAAUGUAACUUUUGAGGAUGCUGGGGAGUAUACAUGCUUGGCGGGUAAUUCUAUUGGGAUAUCCUUUCACACUGCAUGGUUGACAGUUCUGCCAGCUCCUGAGAAAGAAAAGGAAUACCCAACCUCUCCAGACUACGUGGAAAUAGCAAUUUACUGCAUAGGGGUGUUCCUGAUAGCCUGCAUGGUGCUGAUAGUGAUCCUGUGCCGCAUGAAGAACACCACCAAGAAGCCGGAUUUCAGCAGCCAGCCCGCUGUCCACAAGCUGACCAAGCGCAUCCCCCUGCGCAGACAGGUAACAGUGUCGGCCGACUCGAGCUCCUCCAUGAAUUCCAACACGCCCCUGGUGAGGAUCACCACCCGCCUCUCCUCCACUGCUGAUGCCCCCAUGCUGGCAGGAGUCUCGGAGUAUGAACUGCCAGAAGACCCAAAGUGGGAGUUCCCAAGAGAUAAGCUGACGCUGGGCAAACCCCUGGGAGAAGGUUGCUUUGGGCAAGUGGUCAUGGCCGAAGCGGUGGGCAUUGACAAAGACAGGCCGAAAGAAGCAGUGACCGUGGCAGUGAAGAUGUUGAAAGAUGAUGCCACAGAAAAAGACCUCUCUGACCUGGUGUCAGAGAUGGAGAUGAUGAAGAUGAUUGGGAAGCAUAAAAAUAUCAUCAAUCUUCUCGGAGCCUGUACCCAGGAUGGUCCUUUGUAUGUGAUAGUGGAAUACGCUUCCAAGGGGAACCUGCGGGAAUACCUGCGAGCGCGCCGCCCGCCCGGCAUGGAGUACUCCUUCGACAUCAACAGGGUGCCCGAGGAGCAGAUGACAUUCAAGGACCUGGUGUCCUGCACCUACCAGCUGGCACGAGGCAUGGAGUACCUGGCUUCCCAAAAAUGCAUCCAUCGAGACUUGGCCGCAAGAAAUGUUUUGGUAACGGAAAACAAUGUCAUGAAAAUAGCAGACUUCGGUUUAGCCAGAGACAUCAACAAUAUAGAUUAUUACAAAAAGACUACUAAUGGGCGGCUUCCAGUAAAGUGGAUGGCUCCAGAAGCUCUGUUUGACAGAGUUUACACACAUCAAAGUGAUGUUUGGUCGUUUGGUGUGUUAAUGUGGGAGAUCUUCACCUUAGGAGGGUCACCCUACCCAGGAAUCCCAGUGGAGGAACUUUUUAAGCUGCUGAAAGAAGGGCACCGGAUGGAUAAACCUGCCAACUGCACCAACGAGCUCUAUAUGAUGAUGAGAGAUUGCUGGCAUGCUGUGCCUUCUCACAGACCCACUUUCAAACAGUUGGUGGAGGACUUGGAUCGGAUUCUCACUCUCACGACUAAUGAGGAGUAUCUGGACCUGAGUGGGCCUCUGGAGCAGUAUUCACCCAGCUACCCCGACACGAGGAGCUCGUGUUCCUCGGGGGACGACUCCGUGUUCUCUCCCGACCCGAUGCCUUACGAACCUUGUCUCCCCAAGUACCAGCACAUGAACGGGAGUGUGAAAACAUGAAAAGAGCAGCAAAGAGGCAAGAACAUCGAGCUACCUACAGUAUGCAAAGCAAAAGCUUUUCUCCAGGACCUUCAUGUUUCUGCUUGUACAUAGGAAAUGUGGGAAAAGAAAAAACUAAAAAGAAGGAAAAGGAAAAAAAAAAAAAAAUUUGGAGGAAAGCGGUCAGAACCUACAUAAAGAUUCUCAUUACUUGCAGCUUUCAGAUGUUCCCAAGAAAGAAGAAUGUUUAUGAGCUGUUUCUAGAUACCCAUUGCUAUCAACUUUCUGGCUUCCUGCGAGCUGCAACAGACUUUGUUUGUACAAUGGACCAGUUGGACUUGAGGCAAACUCUGGGUCUGCCUUUCUUGUUUAUUUUGUAAUAUUUGGAGAAAAUAUAUGUUGGCACACACUUACAGAGCACAAAUGCAGUAUAUAGGUGCUGGAUGUAUGUAAAUAUAUUCAAAAAUAUGUAUAAAUAUAUAUUAUAUAUAUUUACAAUGAAUUAUUUUUUGUAUUGAUUUAAAAAAUGGAUGUCCCAAUCCACCUAGCAAAUUAGUCUCUUUUUUAACAGCUAUUUGCUAAAUGCUGUUCUUACACAGAAUAUCUAAAUUUUCACCAUCCAAAGGUGGAAAAUACUUUGCUUUCAGGGAAAAUGGUAUAUCAUUAAUUUAUUAACUAAUUGGUAAUGUACAAAACAGUUAAUCGUUUAUAGGGUUGUUGUGUUUUUGUAAUUUAAAUGGCAUUUCUAUGCAGGCAGCACAGAGGACUAGUAGGUAUAUUGCUCAGACUUUACUAGUUUUCAGAUCUUUAAGAAAAUAAAUAUUUACAGUAUAUAACUAAUUUGGGGGAAUUAAACUUUCAAUUUAUUUGUGUUUAAAAACUGCAGCGUCAGAUGAUUGUUCUUAUCAAAACCAAAUCCUUUAACAAGAAACUCUUUUUUCUUAUAAGGUCCAAAAAGCAGAGUUGUUCCACUCCAAAAAAAAAAAA